AGAACCCGGAAGUGCGAGGCCGAGGAGAGCCACGUGGGUCGAGCUGGGGCGCAGCUCGCAUGGGGGAGUCUAUCCCGCUGGCCGCCCCGGUCCCGGUGGAACAGGCGGUGCUGGAGACGUUCUUCUCUCACCUGGGUAUCUUCUCUUACGACAAGGCUAAGGACAAUGUGGAGAAGGAACGAGAGGCCAACAAGAGCGCGGGGGGCAGCUGGCUGUCGCUGCUGGCGGCCUUGGCGCACCUGGCCGCGGCCGAGAAGGUCUAUCACAGCCUCACCUACCUGGGGCAGAAACUAGGGGGCCAGUCUUUCUUCAGCAGGAAGGAUUCCAUCCGCACCAUCUAUACUUCAUUGCAUAAUGAGCUGAAGAAGGUGGUGACUGGCCGUGGUGCCCUGGGUGGGACUGCUCCUCACGUGGAAGAACUCCUUUCCCACCUGUCAGAGCAGCUCUGCUUCUUUGUUCAGGCUCGGAUGGAGAUAGCAGACUUCUAUGAGAAGAUGUACACCCUCAGCACACAGAAGUUCAUCAAUGCUGAAGAGCUCGUUGGCCUUUUGGAUGCCAUCAUGAAAAAAUACAGCUCCAGAUUUCACCACCCAAUCCUCAGUCCUUUGGAAAGCAGUUUCCAGCUGGAAGUUGACGUCCUGUGUCAUCUCCUGAAAGCCCAGGCCCAGGUCUCAGAGUGGAAGUUCCUCCCAUCUCUGGUUAAUUUACACAGUGCGCACACCAAACUGCAGACGUGGGGCCAGAUCUUUGAGAAACAGCGGGAGACCAAGAAACAUCUGUUUGGAGGGCAGUCUCAGAAGGCCGUGCAGCCUCCACACCUUUUCCUUUGGCUGAUGAAACUCAAAAACAUGCUUCUUGCCAAGUUUAGCUUUUACUUUCAUGAGGCUCUGAGCCGACAAACGACUGCUUCAGAAAUGAAAACGUUGACAGCAAAAGCUAACCCAGACUUUUUUGGAAAGAUUUCCAGCUUCAUCAGAAAAUAUGAUGCUGCCAAUGUGUCCUUAAUUUUUGACAACAGAGGUUCUGAGAGUUUUCAGGGUCAUGGUUAUCACCACCCCCAUUCCUACAGAGAGGCCCCCAAGGGUGUGGACCAGUAUCCAGCUGUAGUGUCUCUGCCCAGCGACAGGCCAGUCAUGCACUGGCCCAAUGUCAUCAUGAUCAUGACGGACCGCACAUCUGAUCUGAACAGCUUGGAGAAAGUGGUCCACUUCUAUGAUGACAAAGUUCAGAGUACCUACUUCCUAACCCGCCCGGAACCUCACUUUACCAUUGUCAUCAUUUUUGAGUCAAAGAAAUCUGAGAGAGACUCCCACUUUAUUUCCUUCCUCAAUGAGGUCUCACUUGCCCUUAAGAACCCCAAAGUGUUUGCAAGUCUGAAACCUGGAGCCAAAGGUUAGCAGGUGAUUUGCGUGGAGGGGUUUCAAGACUAGAAACUGUUCUUAAUUGCCCUAAUGAUCUACGGUGGUCUGUGAAUAGAGUUUACAUCCAUUCAUGCCUCUUUCAGAACUAAAUUAAAGACAAAUCCUCCCUGUGUUGCACACUUUAUAAGCAAUUAAGGCCAAUUGAAUUAAGUUUCCAAAGAGUAAUCUAGGAAGUGGUCAUGGGCUACCAUGUGUCUCCAUGGUACAGCAAAGUAGUUUCAGUAUUUUCCCCUAUUUUGCUAUAUUUCUUGUAGAUUGAAUAUUUAUUGGGCUUUUUUUUUUCCCAUAUGUUUUUCUGUUGUUCUAAACAUUGUGUUCUACUGCAAUUCCAAACAGCCUCUCUGUUUCCCUCCUUCUUGGAAGAGUAAUAGGGAUGAGAUAUUAAAUGGCCUUUUUAGAAUUAAGAACUAUAUGUUUUCUGUCUCAUAAAUUAGCAAAUGAAUAUGGAGUUAGUAGAUUUAUGAUUCUGAUCUACAAAUUAACAUUUUUGAUGCCAAAAUUAGGGUCUUGGUAAGAAAUUUCUAUCAGUUAUUGAAACUGAAAGUGAGUCAGAUUGGUAGCAUGACGUAAGGUUUUAACAGUUCAGAAGAUCCUCAUGGCAGCUUUAAUAGCCAUGGGUUCUUUUGGGGUAAUGUACACACCUAACUGCAUUUGUUUUGACUUCUUUAAUGUUUGAAUGUUUCACUCUGUUGUAAAGUCAGCAUAAGCCAUCAUGUGGGCUUUCUUCAUUCUUCAGCAUAUUAUCCGCUUCGCUUUCUGUUUAUCACUUUUCUGCUGAAAUGUACAUGUUUGGCUCUACUCCUUGGUUAUUUUUAGGCUUAAAAGCAUGCAGUCGGUUUUUCAGCCACUUUUAGAUACUCAUGCAACAUAGCCUACUUUUAUAAAAUCAAAAUGAAGGUCUUCAUACGCUGUACUUGCUAAAAAUCAACUGUGCGCUUGAAAGACCUCUUCAUAGUUGAGUAAUCACCUCAGUACUUAAGCACUUCUGAACUUGGGUUUCAUGCCUGCCCCCCACAAAUUAUGUUUAGAAGCAGCACUGCAUCUUAGCACAUGCUGCCUUAUUUCUUUCCUUCGGCAGGUGUUCAUGGGAAGUAGGUGGAUCAGUGAAGGCAUAAUGGGCUGUGGAGACCUUCACUUCUAGAUUAUUGAUUCAAAAUAAAAAGAAGCCACAAAGAGUAAUUGAGUUGUUACUGGUUUGAUGGUUCCUUUGAAGCUUGUGUGAAAUGUAAUGGUCAUAUUCGUCUUUUUUCCCAUGAUUGUGUGGAGCCACUGUUUUACUGGGUGUCCACAGCAGGUAUGCCAGCAACAUCAGCAGAGACCAGAGAGCCCCUCAGAGUCCAUGUAGGAAGCCUGCCCACCUAGGGUGGACUGCCUGGCAGAAGAAAGAAGAACCGGCCAGGCACGGUGGCACACGCCUGUAAUCCCAGUACUUUGGGAGGCUGAGACGCGUGGAUCACUUGAGGUCAGGAGUUCGAGAUCAGCGUGGCCAACAUGGUGAAACCCCAUCUCUACUAAAAAUACAAAAGUUGGCCGGUUGUAGUGACGGGUGACUGUAAUCCCAGUUACUCUGGAGGCUGAGGCAGGAGAAUUGCUUGAACCUGGGAGGUGGAGGAUGCAGUGAGCUGAGACUGUGCAGCUGCACUCCAGCCUGGGUGAAAGAGCGAGACCUGUCUCAAAAAAAAAAAAAGAAGAAGAAGAACCAAGAAUCUACUGGCCUAUUUUUUAUUUUCUGGGAAGAACAUGUGUUUUUCCUUUUUUUUUUUUUUUUUUUUUGAGACAGGGUCUUGUCUGUUUUCCAGGCUGGAGUACAGUGGCACAAUCACAACUCACUGCAGCCUCAACCUCCUGGGCUCAAGUGAUCCUCCCACAUCAGCAUCCCGAGUAGGUGGGAUUACAGGCAUGAGCCAUCACACCUGGGUCUCACUAUGUUGCUCGGGCUGGACUCAAACUCCUGGACUCACAUGAGCCUCCCGCCUCGGCCUCCCAAAGCACUGGGUUUAUAAGCAUGUGCCACUGCACCUGGCCUCCUUUCUUUUUCUUUAAAAAUGGUCAUAAGCUUUGUAAAAAGCUAGUUUGCUUUAAAUAGAAAGUAGUGAUUUACCUCUGCAUUUUAUUCACUCAGGUUCUAUAAAAAAAGUCUCAGCAGAUUUUACAACAUUGACCUUACCUAAGAAAUUGAAAGCAAUUGGAGCUAAAAAGUCAAAUCACUUUUCCUCUCUAUUGUGUUCUGCCAAGAAACUGAAAAAUAUUCCUUGGUAUGCAUGUAUUUUUUUCCUCUUAGAUUAAACCACCAUUAGCCUUAAUGACACAGUCCCCCAAAUACCUAGAAGAAUAUAUACUUCAGUGGAACCCCGAGAGAGGUGUAAGUAAAGCAUAUAUAUGUUAUUUAAAUAACCAGUCCUCACCUAGAACAUAUUUGAAUUGUAUAUCUAUUUUUAAACAUAAACACAAAAAGAAUUUCAAAGAACAGAAGGCAGAUGUGAAUAUUAAGAAAAUCUAAGACAAUAUGUAUUACUGUGCAGCUGUCAUAGACUGUACUGGAAGAGUUUUUGAAGAUUGAAUAUUGAUACUUAAAUUAUUUCUGAAGCUCUUCAAUAAAGUUUUCUAAUUAUAAAAACUCCACAUAAUUUGGUUCAAGCCAAGAAACAAAGUCAUUUUACUCUAAGAUUUAUUCUCUAAAUAUAGUAAUGAGAUCUGUAAAGUCUGUGUUUUGCUAAUUAAAAGAGUAAAUCUGCGUA
Messenger RNA from Homo sapiens (human), 4159 nucleotides. It is a transcript of the gene KICS2, whose product is annotated as KICSTOR subunit 2. Gene Ontology annotation, biological process: regulation of TORC1 signaling. The transcript is spliced from 3 exons. Bases 60 to 1397 code for a protein of 445 amino acids. The record is from RefSeq and is marked validated. Gene Ontology annotation, cellular component: lysosomal membrane. NCBI's taxonomy places the organism in Eukaryota, Metazoa, Chordata, Mammalia, Primates, Hominidae.